CCCACCCUCAAACGAAGAAGAAAAGACUGAAUAAACUCUUCAUCAAGGGUUUAACAAAUUAGGGUUUUUGUGGUCACAAUGUCCACCCAAUCCUUCCCAAUUCCCAAAAAUCUCAAAAUCCAAUCUCCACAUCCUCCAAGUUUCCUCUCCAAUCCUUCCCAAUUACUCUCAAUUUCUUUCAAUUCACCUUUCUUUCCUUAUUCUUUCCGUCAAAAACCUCUCAAAAUUACUUUUUUUCAUGCUCUUCCUCUCCCCCAGAGCAACCCAUCACCACCCCAUCCCUCUCUCAUCCAAGAAGCUAUUUCAGACUAUCUUCUCGAAUUGGGUCUCUCAAAGGAGGACGCUCUUUCCAUUUCCUUGAAUGCCCCCAAGUAUGCCCAGAUGCUAAGUGACAGUGUGAGAGACUUGGAGGAGUGGGAGUCUUGGAGUGGAAAUGGAGGGGGGUCAGUUGGGUUUAAAGAGAAAGCUAUUAGAAUGGCCAAGGAGAAAGGUGAUAAUGGCAAGGUGGCCUUUUUGGAGAGUAUUGGUUUGAGUCUAUCUAAUGCUAUUGGUGUUGCUAGGUACUUGUCUGCAGAGUCAGUUUCUGCCCUUAUUUAUAAGGUUAAAUAUAUGAAGGAAAUCUUCUUUUCUGGCAGUAAUGCAGAAGGACUUGUUGGGAAAAAUGCUAGGCGUAUGAUGAAGCAUUUAUCAAUUCCUAUUGAUGAAGAUGUGCAACAAACCUUAGCAUUCUUUGAAAAGAUUGAAGCAAGGCGUGGAGGUUUAGACAUGCUUGGCUGUGUAGAUGUUGCUUUUGGGUAUCUUGUUGAAUCAUUUCCACGUCUUCUUUUGUUACCUGUAGACUCUCAUUUAAACCUUGUGGUGGAAUUUCUUGAAAAUAUUGGAGUACCUCGAGGAAAAAUGGGAAAUGUCUUUCUCUUAUUUCCUCCCAUAUUGUUCGCUGACAUCAAGGACAUAAGAACAAAAGUGUUGGCUUUGGAGAAGGUUGGUGCAGCGGAUAAAAUUAUUGGUAAAAUGCUGCUGAAUUAUCCAUGGAUUCUUUCAUCCAGAAUUCAAGAAAAUUAUGAGGACAUUAUUUUGUUUUUUACUGAAGAAAAGGUACCGAAACUGGCAGUUGACCAUGGUAUAAGAAGCUGGCCUCAUUUACUGGGUUGUUCAACUAACAAGCUGAAGUUGAUGGUGGAACAAUUUGGUGAACUAGGGGUUCAAAACAAAAACUUGGGGAAGGUUGUUGCCAAAAGUCCUCAAUUGUUGAUACGGAAACCUGAAGAAUUCCUCCAGGUGGUUUUGUUUUUGGAAGAUCUAGGGUUUGAAAGAGAGAAACUGGGGAAGAUACUCACACGCUGCCCAGAACUAUUUGCAGCCAGCAUUGACAAAACAUUGAAGAAAAAGAUUGAAUUUCUUACUGUUAUUGGAAUUUCUAAGAACCACUAUCCUCGAAUUAUCAAUAAGUAUCCAGAGUUUCUUGUUUCAGAUGUUGAGAGAACUUUGCUUCCUCGGAUAAAUUACUUGAUGGAAGUAGGAUUAUCAAAACGGGAUAUUGCAUUCAUGGUUCGAAGAUUCUCUCCUUUGCUCGGCUACAGCAUUGAGGAGGUGUUCAAACCGAAAAUAGAGUUCCUCCUAAACACCAUGGAAAAGUCGCUAAGAGAUGUGGUGGACUAUCCCAGGUAUUUUAGCUAUUCAUUGGAAAAGAAGAUAAAACCCAGAUACUGGGUUCUCAAGGGAAGGAAUGUUGAAUGUAGUUUACAAGAAAUGUUGGGUAAAAAUGAUGAAGAAUUUGCCACUUAUCUUAUGGGUGUUGGAAGCAUGGUUGUCCCCCCUUCUCAUCAAUAGGUUAUAGCUUUUGGCUUUUUGUAUGGAAUGGCAUUCAGAUCUGUAAAUAGCAUACCGAAGUUCUUUUAGACAAAUUUUGCUCCAAGAGGAUUAGGAUGGUGAGGUUAGAUCCAUUUGUGUAGGUUUUUGAGAGGUACAGCUGCUAGAGUGAAAAUGUUAGAGAAACAUAAUCUUGUAUUUUCUGUGUCUGGACAAUAAGCUCAUUAAACCUUUUUCUUUUUAAUCAUUAUAUCAUCAAAAAAUGUAUUUUCAGAAUUUGACUAAGAAAGUGCAAGCUUGAAUUUUCUGUGCAUUCAA
Messenger RNA from Mangifera indica (mango), 2127 nucleotides. RefSeq names its product transcription termination factor MTERF2, chloroplastic. The transcript is spliced from 7 exons. Lineage: Eukaryota; Viridiplantae; Streptophyta; Magnoliopsida; Sapindales; Anacardiaceae. Bases 79 to 1830 code for a protein of 583 amino acids. The record is from RefSeq and is a predicted model, not a curated record. Gene Ontology annotation, molecular function: double-stranded DNA binding. Gene Ontology annotation, biological process: regulation of DNA-templated transcription.